Spinacia oleracea (spinach) is the source of this 321-nucleotide messenger RNA. Its product is annotated as transcription factor BPE-like. The transcript has 4 exons. Gene Ontology annotation, cellular component: nucleus. Gene Ontology annotation, biological process: regulation of DNA-templated transcription. Gene Ontology annotation, molecular function: protein dimerization activity; DNA-binding transcription factor activity. Lineage: Eukaryota; Viridiplantae; Streptophyta; Magnoliopsida; Caryophyllales; Amaranthaceae. The record is from RefSeq and is a predicted model, not a curated record. Bases 1 to 306 code for a protein of 101 amino acids.
AUGCCGGAUUUUUCUCUCCUCCUCCAGCUUGCAAUCAACACUCUCACUUCGUCUUCUUUCUCCCUGGCUAGAAGAGAAAAGAUCAGUGAGAGGAUGAGAAUAUUACAGGAUCUUGUCCCUGGGUGUAAUAAGGUCAUUGGCAAGGCACUGGUACUUGACGAGAUCAUAAAUUAUAUCCAAUCAUUACAGCGUCAAGUUGAGUUUCUUUCAAUGAAAUUAGAAGCUGUCAAUACGAGAACCAGCCCUGGUAUUGAAGGAUUUCCGUCAAAAGAUGUAAGUACAAACUACUGCCUAUAUAAAGAAUGAGCUGGGACAUGAUAU